ACACACUGACGGAUUCUCAGUCUUACUAUGGCCACCACAACGGAGGAAAGGUCUCCUCUCCCUACCCAGAUAGAACCACACAGACCCGGCCCAGAAUUCAUCCUGAGCCAGCUAGAACAAUACCAGCCUCACCUAGAACCAAGACUAGAAUGUAGUCUAGAACCCAGUCCUGGACCCAUCCUAAACCAGGACCAGACUCUAUCUCAGACCCCUUUUCCUUCCUCAUCCCCGUCCCACCGCGACAGAGAGGAGGAGGAUGAGGACGAGGAGGAAGGAGGUAACUCCGGACCAGGACCAGAGCCUGUGGUAGGUGAACAUUCGGACCCGGAAUGGGUUGAGGAGAGAUUCCGUAUCGAUAGGAAGAAACUGGAGGCCAUGCUGUAUGCCCCUAGACAUGGAGAGGGACCUACAGGUGAAGAGUUCUUUGAGAGAGUGAUGGUGGAAACUAACACCCAGGUGAAAUGGCCAUCCAAGCUGAAAAUAGGAGCCAAGUCAAAGAAAGACCCCCAUGUGAAAGUGGAUGGGAAAAGAGCCAAUGUUCUAGAGGCCAAAAAGAAAAUUCUAGAACUUUUGGAGACAAAGGUCAACAAGGUGACCCUGAAGAUGGACGUGGCUCACACAGAACACUCCCAUGUGAUCGGGAAAGGGGGCGGGAACAUCAAGAAGGUGAUGGAGAUUACGUCGUGCCACAUCCACUUCCCCGACUCCAACCGCCACAACGCCACUGGAGAAAAGAGCAACCAGGUGUCCAUCGCGGGGCCUGUCCAAGGGGUGGAGGCAGCCAGGAAGAGGAUACGUGACCUUCAGCCGCUGGUGUUGACCUUUGACCUACCAGUGACCCUGGUGUCCCAGGCCCUGCCGGACGCAGCGUCGCCGGUCAUCCAGCAGGUGGCGCAGGCUCUGGGGGUCAGUGUGAGCUUUAGGGCCCAGCCUAGACUGUACAGCAGCUGCUGUGUGGUUAGAGCACUUCAGGGAAAUUCCGUCGCCAUCAAGAAGGCGGUGUGUGUGCUGAUGGAGCUGCUGCUGGGGUCAGAGCUCGGGGCUGGGGGUCAGGGUGGGGUCAUGGGGGUGGUCAGUACCCAGCUGGAUGUGACCUCCCAGCAGCACCUCUUCCUGCUGGGGCAGAACGGAGCCCACUUCCUGGGGGUCAUGCACCAGACCCAGACCCAGAUAGUUCUGCCAGACCUCAGCGCCCCACAGAACCCCCCCUCACUGCUCAUCCAGGGAAGUCCAGACGGAGUGUGUCUGGCCAGGCAGCAACUCAUGGACUGUCUGCCUGUGUGUCUGAUGUUUGACAUGCGUGAGGAUGGGGAGGCAGACCCUCGUAAACUGGCUCAGAUGAUGCAGAGUAUGGGGGUCUUCAUCAGCGUCAAACCCAAAGUCAAACAGACCGCCAAGUCAGUGGUGGUAAAGGGUCUGGAGAGGAACAUCUCCAGUUUGUACGAGGCUCGGAGGCUGCUGCUAGGGCUGGAGUCCAGCGAGGUCACCAUGACAGCCAAGAUAACUCUGAUCCCCAGGUUGGCCGGCAACGGGCUGACCAACUACUGGCUCAACAUGCUGCUGCAGCAACUCCGCCUCUCCGACCACGGCUCAGUGCCCACCACUGAGGCUGUGAUUGGCUCUUUUUCCCAAUCUAAACCCCACCCGUCCCCUCCACCAGGCCUGACUCCGCCCUCUGAGGAAGGGAGGAUGGGACUGAAGGGGAAAGAGAGCAGACAACUGGAGAAGAUCCCAGAAAACGAGGAUCCGUCCGGCCUGUCCGACGAGGACGAGAGCCCUGGCUCGAUGACAUCAGAGCUGAGUGAUGUCAUGAGCCAGGUCAGGAUGAUGAGUCGGAGGAGCAGCCUCCAGGGUCCUGAAGUGUGCAGGUUCCUCAACCAGGGGAGACGCCACUCAACAGGCCAGGUCAUGAGACUGCUGGGCGGAGAGAAGGAGGGAGGGCGGAGUGAGAGACGCAACAGCCUGAGAGAGAUGGAGGGAGGGAGGGGUGAUAGUGGAUGGAACAGCCUGCGAGAGAUUGGGGGAGAGAGGAGUGACACUAGACGGAACAGCCUGAUGAGGGAUUUGACUCCGACUCAGGACACUCUCACUGAUGUGUCAAGGAACGAGGAUUAUGACUAUGAGAUGAAGAAACUGCUGGCAACUAGAGCCAUGCAGAGGAAUCCGGUGGUGACAGAGGUUCGGACCCCCACUGAUACCUGGAGUGGUCUGGGCUUCUCUAAGUCCAUGCCUGCCGAAGCUGUUAAGGAGCUACGCCACGUCAGCCGACGCAGCUACAAACCUUACCUGGCAAACACUGGCCAACAACAACAGACAUGGGGCCCGCAGAAUGCGAAGGAGAAAGUGUCCAAUGGCAGUAAUUCAGAGAACUGGCGUGACAGACGUGGAUCAUCCUCUUCAUCCUCCCCCAUUUCCCCUUCUCCAUCUUCCUCCUCCUCUUCCUCCCCCUCUAACUUCUCAUCUUCCUUCUCCUCCACGUCGUCCUUCCCGGCAUUUGCGUCUUCAACAAACAGACCCCGAACCGAUAAAACCUCGGAGAGCUUCCUGAGCUGCAGUAACUACUUUGAGUGCAUGUCCUCCGUGAGGGCGUUGACUGCUAGCCAGCGGAGCUCCUCCCCCCAGCCUACAGACGAUCUCCCAGAGCUCCUGAGCCAGCUCGGUAUGGGGAAGUACAUCGACGUGUUCCAACAGCAAGAGAUUGAUUUCCAGACUUUCCUGACUCUGUCUGACGAGGAUCUGAAAGAGGUGGGAGUGUCCACGUUUGGAGCGAGAAGGAAGAUGUUAUUGGCCAUCUCAGAUCUAAACAAAAGCAAAAGGAAACUGUCAGAGACGCCUGCUGUGAAGCCAGGCUACCUAGAAGGUGGGGCAAGUGGCCGGCUCCCACGAAUCAUAGAUGAGGACACCGCUGCUCAAAGAAACCACUGGUGAACCCCACACAACAUUACCUAACCUGGGUAGAACUGCCUGUAAAAACAGAUCCACGUUCAGAUUGGCUUCGACAUAUCCGAACCUUGGUGGCAAACCCUAAAAUGACUUUAGAUCAGUGUCUAGGGACAAUUUCAUCCUACUGCCAUGCCGUACACCAGCAGCCUUUACCCAAAGCCUGUCCCGACAACCUCGAGACCAGAGGGACCCUAGCAUUGGUAAGACUCCAGUAUUGUCUAAAGGAACGCUGAGCAUUCAUACAAACUAUGUGACUCUAUGUGGACUGUCACAGACAUUCUCUCUUCUCUAUUGGCCUCUCUUCUCCCCAGAUAGUGCCUUAUGCAAGCCUGUGUUCCUCUACACUGUGUGUUGCGGGUUGAAGUCCACUGUUAACCACAUAUAUGCAUUGUACAUAAACCUACAAGGGAAAAAUGAGAAUGUAUGAUGAUAUUAUUUAGAGAUGAUUAUUAAACGUUUCCAAAAA
Messenger RNA from Salmo salar (Atlantic salmon), 3409 nucleotides. It is a transcript of the gene bicc2, whose product is annotated as bicaudal C homolog 2. Gene Ontology annotation, cellular component: cytoplasm. Gene Ontology annotation, molecular function: protein binding; RNA binding. NCBI's taxonomy places the organism in Eukaryota, Metazoa, Chordata, Actinopteri, Salmoniformes, Salmonidae. The record is from RefSeq and is a predicted model, not a curated record.